Xylaria bambusicola is the source of this 2621-nucleotide messenger RNA. Its product is annotated as PLC-like phosphodiesterase. Bases 263 to 2443 code for a protein of 726 amino acids. Gene Ontology annotation, biological process: lipid metabolic process; phosphatidylinositol-mediated signaling. Gene Ontology annotation, molecular function: phosphatidylinositol-4,5-bisphosphate phospholipase C activity. The record is from RefSeq and is a predicted model, not a curated record. Lineage: Eukaryota; Fungi; Ascomycota; Sordariomycetes; Xylariales; Xylariaceae. The transcript has 3 exons.
CCAUCUUUCUAUCUUACCUACUAGCUACGACCAAAAAAACAACAACAACCUAUUCCUACAGUAGCUUCUUGAUGUGUUACCGACUUGACCAUCUACUAUGACAUUCGUUGCGGAAGACUCAGCUCUCGCCAUCGAGCGCCCGUCGAGCCUCCCAUUCGUGCUGUACGAAUGAGAUUCAGAGCGUAGUCGCUGUGCUCUGUGAAAUCGUUAACGAAACCUCCUCCUUUUUCCUCAAUACCAGGACCGCGAUCAAGCUCCAAUUAUGUGUCUCAAGAUGUCUAAACCCCGGGCUACCGCCCCGGCUGGGCCGUCGCCUAGCCGUCGCCACACAUUACAGGUUCAUGGCACCGAAGCCAUCUCCUCGCUCAAACGUGCAGUAAAUUUAGCACUACUCCUUGCUUCCCCGGCGGCUAUACACCUUGACGGCGACGGAUUAAAGAGAGACCUUUACCUGAGUGCCACUCUUCAACGUUCCAUUCGAAAAUUAUUUAGUGAUCUUUGUCGCGGACAAGCUACAUUAGACCGUAAAUCUCUACAAAACUUCCUAGAGGUUGAACAAGGCGAGGCACAGGACAAGGUUUUAGGGACACUUACCGAGGACACAUACAAAUUCGAACAGUUCCUUGAGGUAUGGUGGAGACAAUUUGGUCUCGAAAUCGAAAACCCCGUUUUUUCGGACAAGGACUUGACGAAACCAAUCACCAAUUAUUUCAUCGACAGCAGCCAUAAUACGUACUUAUCAGGUCACCAAUGGAAAGGGAAAGCUACAGUAGAAACAUAUAAACGCGCCUUACGCCAAGGGUGCAGAUGCGUUGAGAUAGAUGUCUGGGACAACGAUGCCUCUCCGUCUCGUGAUAAGUCAUUAGCAGGGUCCACCAGAGACAGUCCAAGAUCAGAACGCUCUGUGAGGUUCUCAGCGAACACUUUGCAUACGGCAGGGUUUCAUAUCAAGAGGGUCGUUGACAAUAAGAUCGAACGGACGCGAAAAUUCCUUGGCGUUGAAAAGGUCCACAGUCAUAGCCCGAGAUGUAGCAAGUUCGAUAUCUCAGGUCCAUCAUCUGGCUAUGGGAAUGGGCUCGCCCUAGGUCAACCCGACGCUGACGCCGACUCCGACGAGACCCUUGGUAGCCAGUAUGGUACAAGUAGAAGGGACACGGCUUUGACAAGAGACGAACCAAUCGUCAUGCACGGAUACACGUUCACUCAGCCGAUAGGCUUCCGUGAAGUAUGCGCCGCGAUUCGCGAGGCUGCUUUUGAAACAACAGACUUGCCCAUUAUUGUGAGCUUGGAAGUGCAUGCCCUCGCAGAUCAGCAGGAACGCAUGGUUGACAUCAUGAAGGAAGAAUGGGAUGGGCUCCUUGUUGAGCGACCUUUUGAAGCACUUGUCAACGGCACCAUGCCGAGACUCGAUGAGCUGCGCAACAAGAUCCUCAUCAAGGUGAAGAAAGCCACUUCGAGCACAGAGAAUCCGAUGGCGGUAGGCUCCUUAUCUCCAAAUCUCAGUACUGUGGACUGUGAUUCUGGUUCUGGACCAGAAGACGAUCGAUCACCUAAGCGGCCUCCGCCGAAAGUGCCCAUUUGCGAGAAUCUAAGUAGCCUGGCGGUAUACACUCACAGCGAGCAUUUCGUGAAUUUCGAGUCGUCGGCGGCCAAAAUCCCUUCUCACAUAUUUUCAAUAAGUGAGAACAAGAUACUAGAACUGUGGGAGUCGAAGCGAGACGAGCUAUUCACACAUAACCGCCACUACUUCAUGCGGGCCUAUCCCAAGGCCACCCGCGUAAACUCGUCGAACCCUGAUCCUACUCAAUUCUGGCGAAAAGGCGUACAAAUGGUGGCAAUGAACUGGCAAAAAUGGGAUGAGGGUAUGAUGCUCAACAGAGCCAUGUUCUCUGGUGAAAAUGGUUGGGUUCUCAAACCGGCUGGUUAUCGUAGUCACCUCGAUGAGAACGAUUCAACUUGUCAUCUUUCUCACCGUGCAUUCGACCUCAUUAUCACAGUUUUCGCUGGGCAACACAUCCCUUUACCUGAAGAUAUGCCACGUCACAAGUCACAUUCAUUCAGACCUCUAGUGAAGUGCGAACUUCAUGUUGAGAAACCAGAAAAGCGGUCUGGAAGCCCUGGGGAGGGAGGUAUCAGGUUCCGCUCCAUUGAGUGGGACAAGCAGACAGGUAGCGGGAAGACUGAUCAUCCGGAAUUCGGGGCCGACAGUCGGGAGCUUUGCUUCAGGGAUAUCCCUCGGGUCGAGGAGUCGCUUAGCUUUGUCAGGUUUCGUGUUGAACAUGAGGAAUCACGGUUCAUACCUGGUGGGGAUCUUGCGGCCUGGGCUUGUAUUCGCUUGGACCGCCUGGCGACUGGUUUCCGGCUUAUUCCGCUUAUUGACACUGAUGGUCGAGACUCCAAGGGCGUUCUGCUGGUGAGGGUGGCGAAGAACUAUCGAUUAUAGGUGGCCCAGCAGAGGGGCCGUCGGGAUGGUUCCCUAGGCGACGCUUGCUCACAGUCACCUGCAAUGUUGUGGUUGAUUGAGUAUCUGCGGAGCACUUUGUAUCCUGCCCUACGACUCUUGAAGCAUCCCUACAUUUGCCUAGCUGAUGCCACAGUAGGAUCCGGCGGAAGCUCCGAUC